CGAGCGCAGACCUGCCAACGCCCGGCGCAGAGAAGCUGAGAGGAUACGGUGAGUGGAAACGAAGUGUUCACUUACAGCGACCUGUUUGGUGUUCCAGUGACUAUUACAGAUCUUGAAUGAGAAGAGUGGAUUCUGAAAAGGCACAGCUAUGCAGACGAUCAAGUGCGUUGUGGUUGGCGAUGGUGCUGUUGGUAAAACCUGCCUAUUAAUCUCCUACACAACUAACAAAUUCCCCUCUGAAUAUGUACCAACGGUGUUCGAUAACUAUGCAGUCACAGUUAUGAUUGGUGGGGAGCCCUACACCCUGGGACUGUUCGACACUGCAGGUCAGGAAGAUUAUGAUAGAUUACGACCUCUGAGCUACCCCCAAACAGACGUGUUCUUAGUCUGUUUCUCUGUCGUAUCUCCCUCUUCAUUUGAAAACGUCAAAGAAAAGUGGGUACCUGAGAUUACCCACCACUGUCCAAAGACCCCCUUCCUGCUGGUGGGCACGCAGAUCGACCUGAGAGACGACCCGUCCACCAUCGAGAAGCUCGCCAAGAACAAACAGAAACCCAUCACCCCGGAGACGGCUGAGAAACUGGCCCGUGACCUGAAGGCAGUGAAAUACGUUGAGUGCUCCGCCCUCACUCAGAAAGGCCUAAAGAAUGUAUUUGACGAGGCGAUAUUGGCAGCCCUGGAACCCCCAGAGCCCAAGAAGAAGCGUAAAUGUGUGCUGCUCUGAGCAGUUCUCCACCCUCUCCUUGCUCUGCUAAAGCUGCCCAACAGCUUUGUACUCUAAAAGCAAUGUAGAAAAGAAGUGAGUUCUGUUUUUUUUUGGUUGGUUGUUUUUUUGGUUGGUUGUUUUUUUCUUCCUCCUUCUUGCAAUAAAUAAAGGCUACCCUACCUACAUACUCUCAAACACGUUCACACAGAUCAGUGUCGCACAACAGGGGUUUGUUCGGCUGAAGUUCCCGUCAAUGUAAGAACCUGUAGGGCCUUUUCCAUGUUUGAUAUGAGAUGCGUUUGUUUCUAUAGUUCAUGGGGAACUGUGGCAGUGCUGCCUUGACUUGGUUUGUCAUUUAACUGAGACUUAACAACUAAUUUCUCUUUUAAAUGUGUUUCUGGGUUUUUGUUUUUAUUUUUUGAGUAGUUACUGGCCUGAAGGACAAAAGCCCCCCCCCCCCCCCCCCCCAAGGCUUUAAAAAGAUGAGCUCCAAUUUUGCUUUUGCCAACACCCCAUGUGAUGGACGGUUGAGACGGUAACCAUGUAAAUAAGAGUGCUCUAAAUGAGUGAUCUCGACCUGUCACAAGAAUCAGUCUUUUCAAGGCAGGGAAAUGUCUAACAGUGUUAGAAGAACGAGUGGCGUGUCCUAAUGUGUUGCCAGGGAUGACAGAAGCAUUGCUUAGAAACUUGGUGUAAUGCAUGUAGGUAAGCCUCUGGGUUCCUUUAAGUUAACUUUAAUUAUUAAAAAAUGUAAGCUGUUGUAGGCUCCACUUGUUUUUACCAAAACAAUCUUCUUUUUCAUUGUGACCUUUUGUUGUUGUGGUUGUUUUUUCUCUCUCUCUCUCCCCCUCUCCCCCCUUCCUUUUUUUUCUUUUUUUUGUGUGUGUGUGUGUGUGUGUGUGCGCGCUAAAUUGUUUUGUUCCACUUUGUUUAGGGGCUGGAUCCUGACCAUACACUGCUCCAUCUGUGAGGCACCUCUCCUCUCAUCAGAAAGUAAAUAAAUAAGCAGGCAAAUUAAGCCUCUGUUACCCAUUAACCAAAUUAUCCAGUUUACUGUUGGUGUUGCACAGGUGGAUCAUGGUUGGUCUUUUCAGUCAUUUACUUUUGUUUUUGGUGUAAAACCAAAUACUACGUAUGAAGUCUGUCCUUUGUACUGUACAAGCAAUCUUUAAAUAUUAAACUUAUAUCUUAAUUGCCUUUA
Electrophorus electricus (electric eel) is the source of this 1907-nucleotide messenger RNA. It is a transcript of the gene cdc42, whose product is annotated as cell division cycle 42. Lineage: Eukaryota; Metazoa; Chordata; Actinopteri; Gymnotiformes; Gymnotidae. Gene Ontology annotation, molecular function: GTP binding; GTPase activity. The record is from RefSeq and is a predicted model, not a curated record. Gene Ontology annotation, biological process: small GTPase-mediated signal transduction.